Rhinichthys klamathensis goyatoka is the source of this 2457-nucleotide messenger RNA. It is a transcript of the gene hif1aa, whose product is annotated as hypoxia inducible factor 1 subunit alpha a. Lineage: Eukaryota; Metazoa; Chordata; Actinopteri; Cypriniformes; Leuciscidae. Gene Ontology annotation, biological process: cellular response to hypoxia; regulation of transcription by RNA polymerase II. The record is from RefSeq and is a predicted model, not a curated record. Gene Ontology annotation, molecular function: RNA polymerase II transcription regulatory region sequence-specific DNA binding; DNA-binding transcription factor activity, RNA polymerase II-specific; protein dimerization activity. The transcript is spliced from 15 exons. The coding region runs from base 211 to 2373 and encodes 720 amino acids.
AGGCAUGUGACUGCGCGCCCACGCGAACCGUCGGGCAGAUGCGGAGAAAGCGGGAGGGGAAAAGGCAAAGCAUCACUUCAACUUAAUUCAACUUUAUCACCCGAACACUGGAACUCCUGCAGGGCUUACUGUAUAGCACACUCGGGACUGGGCAUAAUUUGAGCGAACAAGGGAUUUAGCGGUGUGUGUGUGUUGGAGUCCCGUUUGACUAUGGAUUCAGUCGCACCUGGAAAAAAAAGGGUGAGCUCAGAGCGAAGGAAGGAGAAAUCCCGAGAUGCAGCACGUUGUCGGAGAGGAAAAGAAUCGGAGGUGUUUUAUGAACUGGCCAGAGAACUACCCUUCCCCCACAGCAUCACCUCUAACCUGGAUAAAGCAUCAGUCAUGAGACUCGCACUCAGUUACCUGCGCCUGCGUAAGCUACUGAACACAGAUAUACUGGAUGUGGAGACUGAAUUGGGCUCUCAGUGGAACAGUUCAUAUCUGAAAGCUCUGGAUGGGUUUCUCAUGGUUCUUUCUGCUGAUGGUGACAUCGUCUACCUGUCAGAGAAUGUCAGCAAGUGUCUAGGCCUACCUCAGAUUGACCUUACUGGACACAGUGUGUUUGACUUUACUCAUCCAUGUGAUCACGAGGAGCUCAGAGAAAUGCUGGCACACAGAAAUGGUCUGGGUAAGAAAGCAAAGGAGUUUCCCACAGAUAGAAGUUUUCUAUUGAGGAUGAAAUGUACACUGACCAACAGAGGGCGUACUGUCAAUGUCAAAUCUGCCUCCUGGAAGGUGCUGCGGUGUUCGGGCCAUAUCCACACAGCAGAUGGUGUCGUGAAGGAAAAAAAUGCGUGUUCAACGUACCUGGUGCUCAUCUGUGAGUCUAUUCCCCACCCGGCAAACAUUGAGGCUCCUCUGGAUUCUAGAACAUUCCUCAGCCGCCACACUUUAGAUAUGCGCUUCACCUACUGCGAUGAGAGGAUCACAGAGCUGUUGGGUUUUGAUCCAGUGGAUCUGUUGCAGCAUUCUGUGUAUGAAUACUAUCACGCUCUGGAUUCUGGCCACAUGACCAAAACACACCACAAGCUGUUUGUAAAGGGACAAGUGUGUACCGGACAGUACCGGCUGCUGGCUAAAGCAGGAGGAUUUGUUUGGGCAGAGACUCAGGCCACUGUGAUCUAUAACAGUAAAAACUCCCAGCCACAGUGUGUGGUCUGCGUCAACUACAUCCUCAGUGGCAUUGAACAGCCCAAACAAAUCCUGUCCCUUCAGCAAACCAACAGCACAACAAUAAAGCGAGAACAGGAAGAACACCAGGAGGAGUUCCUUGGGGCUGAUGUGACCAUGGCUGAGUUGAAAGAGGAGGGAAAACAGAGGGAUGAAAAGGAAGAGGAGUCUGUGGAAGAGGAGUUAAAUGACAGCCUGAAGGGGGAGCCAGCGGCACUGACUGUAGACCCUGUCCUCACACUGGAUUUCACUACCACAGACUCGGCGAUCUCUGUGCUGACAGAAAUUCCUCUCUACAACGAUGUGAUGUUGCCCUGUUCAAGUGUACUGCUACCCCUCUCACCCCUCUCUCAUCCCUGUUCCUCCCUAAAUGAGGAUGAUGCCUCCACAGCCCACCUACAACCUGAUGACUUCCCCUUCCCACAAUCUUCGGCUUCUUCCAGAUCCCAGGUUGAUCUCCACGUGGAUUCAGAAUUUAGUGACCAGCUAAAACCGGAUCACGUGGAGAAACUAUUUUCCAUGGAUAUGGAGUCCAAGACACCCUUUAUUACACAGGGAGUUGGUUUGGAUCUGGAGAUGUUAGCUCCAUACAUUCCCAUGGAUGAUGAUUUCCAGCUGCGGACUGUUUCUCCAGCCGAGUCGAUGUGUUCCAGCCCAGGUUCAGCGCUUGAACUGACCCCCUCCAGCAGCACGCAAACUGCCCCUGCUCUCCCAGCAGCCCCUACAGACUUGAUGUCCUGUGACACCGUUCAGCAGGACACUAGAACCACAGAGCAGGACAGCAGCAGAGAAAUUAUUCAAGACAGUGAUAUUUCUUCUAAAUGUCAGACCAACCCAAAGCUGCUCAAGAGGAAACUUGAGACCAUACCUCUGUCUGAAGCAAUAAGACUGGGGUCUGUGUUGCAGUUGGUGACUGAUUUUCCAGAGAAAAAGGCCAGAAAAUCAGAUGCUUCAUCAUCAGAAGGGAUUCGACAUGCCACCAUACUGUUGCUGCCAUCUGAUGUUGCGAGUAGAUUGUUGAGCAGAUCGUCAGAGGGCGGAGCCAUAACUAUGCCCCUCCCCCAGCUUACCCGUUACGACUGUGAGGUAAAUGUGCCUGUGACUGGACGGCAGCACUUGUUACAGGGGGAGGAGCUACUGUGUGCCUUAGACCUAGUUAUUUAAAAAGCCAUACUUGUGUUUUCGGAUGAAAAGGGAGAUAUCAGUGGCAUUAUGGAUUGACUUCCAUUACAAAGAAACAGUGGUGGU